Molecule: messenger RNA, 267 nt
Organism: Trichosporon asahii var. asahii CBS 2479
Lineage: Eukaryota; Fungi; Basidiomycota; Tremellomycetes; Trichosporonales; Trichosporonaceae
Exons: 2
Coding region: 1-267 (88 amino acids)
Source: RefSeq, a predicted model, not a curated record
AUGGCCUCGGCGCCAUUGACUACCCCGACUCACCAUGUCGAUGACAUCCCCUCAAUAUCGGCUACCUUAGCCGCCGGCGCCAAUGCCUCCAACACUGCAACCCCUACAUCAGAGGUGAACCGCUCGCCCUCGCCCCCGACGAUGAAUCCCGCCCAGCUCGGUGACGUCCCAACGCCCGAAGUGUCCAAGAUUGAGGCCAGCGAUUUCACCGGCGUCACGUUCAAGCCUGAUCUUGUUGUCAAUGCUGCUGGCGCUUCCCCCCAGUGA